CCUCCACGCCGAGAAGGGGUUGUGGGGGAGGGAGGCGGGUAGUGGGCUUUAGCGCCUUUUCUGGCGGCGGUAGAUUUGAAGCGCUUUAAGGGACCGGGGGAAGAGAAGACUGUACUGGUGCAGAACAAAAAGGUUUGGAUCACUUUGUCUUUGAUUUUUCUCUGUUUAAAGGUUGAAGUAUUAGAGCCAUGGGAAUAAAAGUUCAGCGUCCACGAUGUUUUUUUGACAUCGCCAUUAAUAAUCAACCAGCUGGAAGAGUUGUCUUUGAAUUGUUUUCUGAUGUGUGCCCCAAAACAUGCGAGAACUUUCGUUGUCUUUGUACAGGUGAAAAGGGGACAGGCAAAUCAACUCAGAAGCCAUUACACUAUAAGAGUUGUCUCUUUCACAGAGUUGUUAAAGAUUUUAUGGUUCAGGGUGGUGACUUCAGUGAAGGAAAUGGACGAGGAGGGGAAUCUAUUUAUGGAGGAUUUUUUGAAGAUGAGAGUUUUGCUGUCAAACACAACAAGGAAUUUCUCUUGUCAAUGGCCAACAGAGGAAAGGAUACAAAUGGUUCACAGUUUUUCAUAACAACGAAACCAACUCCUCAUUUAGAUGGGCAUCAUGUUGUUUUUGGGCAAGUGAUUUCUGGUCAAGAAGUUGUGAGGGAGAUAGAAAACCAGAAAACAGAUGCAGCUAGCAAACCAUUUGCUGAGGUGCGGAUACUCAGUUGUGGAGAGCUAAUCCCCAAGUCGAAAGCUAAGAAAGAAGAAAAGAAAAGGCAUAAAUCAUCUUCCUCCUCCUCAUCAUCCAGUGACUCAGAUAGCUCAAGUGAUUCUCAGUCCUCCUCUGAUUCUUCUGAUUCUGAAAGUGCUUCUGAAGAGAAAUCAAAAAAAGAAAAAAAGAAACACAGGAAAAAUUCCCGAAAACACAAGAAAGAAAAGAAGAAGCGCAAGAAAAGCAAGAAAAGCGCAUCUAGUGAAAGUGAGGCUGAAAAUCUUGACACACAACCCCAGUCUACUGUCCGUCCAGAAGAGACCCCUCCUAUACCUGAAAAUAGAUUUUUAAUGAGAAAAAGUCCUCCUAAAGCUGAUGAAAAAGAAAGGAAAAACAGAGAAAGAGACAGAGAGAGAGAGUGUAAUCCGCCUAACCCCCCUGCUUCAUACCAGAGGCGACUUUUGGUUACUAGGUCUGGCAGGAAACUUAAAGGAAGAGGGACUAAGCGUUAUCGAACUCCAUCUAGAUCCAGAUCAAGGGAUCGUUUCAGACGUAGUGAGACUCCUCCACAUUGGAGGCAAGAGAUGCAAAGAGCUCAAAGAAUGAGGGUAUCAAGUGGUGAAAGAUGGAUCAAAGGGGAUAAGAGUGAGUUAAAUGAAAUAAAAGAAAAUCAGAGAAGCCCAGUUAGAGUAAAAGAGAAGAAAGUAACUGAUCACAGGCAUGUGUCUGAGAGUCCAAAUAGAAAAAGUGAAAAGGAAAAGAAAGUUAAAGACCAUAAAUCUAACAGCAAAGAGAGAGAUGUCAGAAGAAAUUCAGAAAAAGAUGAUAAGUAUAAUAAAAACAAGGUGAAGAAAAGAGCCAAAUCUAAAAGUAGGAGUAAAAGCAAAGAGAAAUCAAAGAGCAAGGAAAGAGAUACAAAGCAUAGUAGACAUGAAGAAAAGAGGAUGAGGUCAAGGAGUAAGAAGGAUCAUGAGAAUGCUAAAGAAAAGGAAAAAUCUGAUUCUAAAGGAAAAGAUCAGGAAAGGAGUAGAAGUAAAGAGAAGUCUAAACAGUUAGAAUCAAAAAGUAAUGAGCAUGAUCAUAAUAAAAGUAAGGAAAAGGAAAGACAUGCACAGUCUAGGAGUAGAGAACGUGAUGCAACUAAAGGCAAACACAGUUACAAUAGUAGAACAAGGGAACGAAGCAGAAGUAGGGACAGGAGCAGGAGAGUGCGAUCCAGAAGCCAUGACCGUGAUCGUAGCAGGAGCAAGGAGUACCAUAGGUACAGAGAACAGGAGUACAGGAGAAGAGGAAGGUCACGAAGCCGAGAGAGAAGAGCAACACCAGGAAGAUCAAGAAGUAAAGAUAGAAAGAGAAGGAGGAGAGAUUCACGGAGCUCAGAGAGAGAAGAAAGUCAAAGCAGAAACAAAGAAAAAUACAGAAACCAAGAAAGUAAGAGUUCACACAGAAAAGAAAAUUCUGAAGGUGAAAAGAGAAUGUACUCUAAAAAUCGUGAUUAUAGUAGUUCAAAUAAUAACAGGGAUAAAAAGGCUGAUAGAGAUCAAAGUCCAUUCUCAAAAAUAAAACAAAGUAGUCAGGACAAUGAAUUAAAGUUUUCCACAUUGAAAAAUAAGGAGGAUGGGAAGACCAGAUCCUCAGUGGAAAAAGAAAACCAAAAAUCAAAGGGUCAAGAAAAUGACCAUGUACAUGAUAAAAAUAAAAAAUUUGAUCAUGAAUCAAGCCCUGGAAACAGAUGAAGACAAAGUGGAUGAGUGAGUUGUAUAAACUUAUUUCCAUUCUGUCUUGAAUUUUAAGUUUUAGAGACUUUUGCUGAUGGAUCUUUAUGUUGUUUUCCCUUUUUCGUUGUUUUUGGUUUAUGUUUGUCCUUUUUUUUAAAUGUGGACUUCCUUGAGUUGAUCUUUUGAUAAUCUGCAACCUGGAUAAUUUGUACUGCUAAAGUUUUAAUAAACUUGAAAUGAGAAAAACUUUGGUGUAAUACUGUGUGCUGUGUUUCACUAUUUCCUGUAUACAUUUCUGUGUUGCAACAAUCAGCCCAUGGCAAACAUGCUAUUCUGUACCCUAACUUGUGUAAUCAUCAUUUGAAAACAAGCAUAACUGAUUGUUGGAAUAUAUUGUUACAAAAGCCUGUGUUUCUCAUGAUUAAAGGAACUUUAGAAGCCACUAGAUAGACAAAAUCUUGUAAAGAUUUUCUGAUUGAUUUAUAAUAGAGGCAGCAGCUUUUAAGUAUGCAGAAGCAGGAUUCUAAUAGCUUGAGAUCUGAAGUCAUCACUUUUGAUUUUAUAGUAAUUUGUGCUUUAAAAUACUUAUUUAUAUUGUACUUCAUAUGCUGUUCUUUAUAGCUCCACAUGUAGCUUGUUUCAUAUCAAUAUUUUUCAUGUCUACUCUUGUUUUACUUAACUGUCUGUAAAAUAGUUGAGUAUUUUUUUCAGUUGAUGUACUGAGUGAGCUUGACUUGCUGUUAUACAGCAUCUGACAAGUUAACCUUGGAAGAUCAGACUGUGAUUCUCAAUCUGUGAUGCUUUUGCUCUAAAGAGAUUAAACUUUUGCUUUUUGAGAACAUUGUUUUAUUAUCCUUCUCCCAAGUGGGGAAAAAACCCCUUUUCUUACUAAAGCAUACCACUUGUGCAACUCUUUAUACAUUAGACAGAUUUUAAAAGUUGUUAGUAUUGCCACAUUAACUUCCAAGAUUUCUUUUUGGCCACUGACCUAUAUAAAGUUGAGUGUUAA
Molecule: messenger RNA, 3420 nt
Organism: Phyllostomus discolor (pale spear-nosed bat)
Lineage: Eukaryota; Metazoa; Chordata; Mammalia; Chiroptera; Phyllostomidae
Gene: PPIG
Product: peptidylprolyl isomerase G
Biological process (GO): protein peptidyl-prolyl isomerization; protein folding
Cellular component (GO): nucleus
Molecular function (GO): peptidyl-prolyl cis-trans isomerase activity
Source: RefSeq, a predicted model, not a curated record